AUGAGCACGUGCGCGGCCUGCAGGAACACACGGAGUGAUGACGUCACGUUCCACAGGUUCCCUCAGGUGGAGGAGCAGCGUGAUCAGUGGAUCUUCAGCAUGGGGAGAUAUGAGGGAUGGACGCCGUCAGAGACGUCGGCUCUGUGCUCGGAACAUUUCACCCCGGAGUGCUUCCAUCCUUCAGGACUGUUACAGCCGGACGCCAUUCCCACCGUCUUCAACUCACCGGUAAAAGAAGCAGAUGUUGUAGAAGAACCAGAACAUCUAAACAGUAAGAAGGAAACAUCAGCUCCACCCUCGACCAGCACCGGACCUCCAUGUGACUGUGAAAAACGUAUCGCAGUAAUGGAAAAGUCCUACAGGUUAAAGCUCCUCACGCUCCAGCUCCAGGUGAAGAAGUACCAGAUAGAGCUGAGCGACCAGUCCCGCCAAGUGGUGAAGCUGAGGAGGAAGGUGAUGGUCCUGCAAUCUGCAGCCAAGGUCCUGAGCAUGAGGACAUCAUCUACACCCAAAAUAUCUGCACACACCCCUACUGAGCACGUCUGA
Messenger RNA from Trichomycterus rosablanca, 546 nucleotides. RefSeq lists its product as uncharacterized. NCBI's taxonomy places the organism in Eukaryota, Metazoa, Chordata, Actinopteri, Siluriformes, Trichomycteridae. The transcript is spliced from 3 exons. Bases 1 to 546 code for a protein of 181 amino acids. The record is from RefSeq and is a predicted model, not a curated record.